GGGAGAAGGGCCCGCUCUGCUUUGGCUUUUACCGAAGAGAGAACCGGCGAGCGCAUUGCGAGUUCGUCCGUACGCGAGAGAACACGCUAUUUGUAAUCAUGAACCAAGUGAAUUAACGUAACUUUACUUUUUGUAUACUUACGCGUCAUUAUUGAGUGGGAUUUUUGAGCGAUUGUAAUUGAGAGUGUUUUUUUGGUGGUUGUUUUUUUUUUUGGGUUUUCGUUUCGCGCCUGUUUUUUACUGUUGCCGGCGUUUGAGGAAAAAGGCCUUAAAAUUAAAGCGAUAAAGAGUAGGCCUAACGGCCCCAUGAUGACCAUGGACGUGUCAAAAACAGAGGUGACCAAACCCAACAACCAAGGUCAGCCGCAAGAGUGCGCCGGAUGCUGCAAGCCGAUCACCGAACGCUAUCUGUUGAAAGCCCUGGACAUGUUCUGGCACGAGGACUGUUUAAAGUGCGGAUGUUGCGAUUGUAGACUGGGCGAAGUCGGAUCCACCCUGUACACUAAAGCCAAUUUAAUUUUGUGCAAAAGAGACUAUUUACGUUUGUUUGGCAAUACCGGUUAUUGUGCUGCUUGUAGUAAAGUAAUACCGGCGUUCGAGAUGGUUAUGAGGGCCAGGAGUAAUGUUUAUCAUUUGGAAUGUUUUGCGUGUCAACAGUGUAAUCAUAGGUUUUGCGUCGGCGAUAGAUUCUACUUGUGCGAAAAUAAAAUCUUGUGCGAAUACGAUUACGAGGAACGACUGGUGUUUGCGAAUAUGGCUUACAAUCCGCCGCCGUUGUCGCAUUUAAAACGACAAACAUCGAUACCGCCGACCUCGUUGCCGAACCACCACAUGAUAAACGGACACAGACCGUCACUGCCGCCGCCGCCGACAAGCGGCGACAUGAACAACAACAUGUCGGCUUCGGCCGGCCAAAAUUCGACCGGCGGCCAAUCGUUCGUGGGCGCGAAUCACCUGAAAAACGGUCCCAUGUCCCUGGGGACGCCCAGCUGAAAGUAACUUGACUGUGAUUUUUGAAUUCAGUUAUUUUGGUCAGUGAUAAAUAUUGACCGGAAAUCAUGUAUACUAUGAGUCUAAGGGGGCGGUCACAUAGUAGAGCACAGAGUGGAACGUAAUUUGAAGCAUUUUUAGGAAGGUAUUCAAUUAAUCAGGACACUAAUGUUUUCGUUGACUUUUGUUGAUAUUCUGCUUCUUUUUACCUGAUGUUAAGUAGAACCAUCCAAUAGAUUGAGAGUCCAGAAAAAAACUAAAUCACGAGCUCGUAGAGCGAGGGUAAACAUUUACGAGCCCGUAGGGCGAGAGUUUUUUUCUGGUGAUGCUGGUGGUAAUGCUGGUGGUGAUGUUGGUGGUAAUGCUGGUGGUGAUGCUGGUGGUGAUGCUGAUAGUACUUGCUAGUGCCAUUAGAUAUUUCUUUGCAGCUACAAGUAAUUAACCUCGCCAAGUCUACUGUAGAUCUUUUCUAAUUUUAUCUUUAAUAAUGUUGAUGUUUCACUUAAAAGUAGGAAUACUGCAAGACGAAACGAGACACGAAUAAGCUCUCUCUUGUCUUGUCUCGAAGGUUUGAAAGAAAAUGAGUUUCGUCUCUGCUGAUGGCAUUAACAAGUGCCAUUAGCAUUACCACCAGCAUUAUUAGAAAAAAACCAACCCUCGCCCUACGGGCUCGUGAUUUUUUCAAGAUGACACGCUCUUUGUGUUUAUGUGUGACCGCACCCUAAGAAUGUUCAGCUUUCCCACCAAAAACAAACGUUCAUUUUAUGUGUUUAUGAGAAUUUCCAUUUUCCUGUAAAAUAUUAUAAAUAUCCAUUUGUACAUAAUUAUUAUAUUCGUAUACGUUAAAAUUGUUUGUAUAUAAUGCUCAGUAUUUUAAUAGGCUUUUAACAACUUCACUGAAGAAUUAUUGUUCUAUACAGGUGGAGUUGGAACAAAUGUGAAGACUAAGGGUACGUUCAGAAACUCAACUAGCUAAAAAAGAGAGUCAGUUGCUCAGAUAUACAGGGUGGUCCAUUCAGCUUGAAGACAGGCGUGUUUUUGAAAAAAAAAAAGUUCAAAUACAAGUUAUAUGGUGUCAUGGGGGAAAGAAAAUAUUAACACCAUUAACAUUAAAGUAAACAAAGUUUUGUUUCGCCAAUAUCUUGGAGCACUUAUGAGUUAGCGGCAGAUAGAUGAGUUGCAAUCAUGUGCAGUUCUUCAUUAUUUUGGUCAAUUGUAUGACGGGUUCAGAGGAGAGAGCGGGCUUGUUACACCUUUGAUGCAUCCCACCAUGGCCCUUCUCGAGCAGUUCAUCUCUCUUGGUUCAUGGGCGGGUCUUGUCAUCACAACAAUCAUCAGAGCUGGACUCUGUACCGAAUCGAAAUAUUUUCUCGAUCUCUAUUGACGUCACUUUCUAUCGAUUUCGAUAAGAGAGAAGAAUAAAGGAAGUCCAAUAACGAUGGAGAUAACGAUCUCUAUUCAUUAGAGAGUCCCAGCCCAGUUUAUGAAUGAGAUGCUGUCAAGAUGUCAUUGGUUAUGACAAGACCCCCCACAGGCCAGGAGAGGGGUCAUGGUGGGGAUGCAUCAAAGGUGUGAACAAGACACGCCCUCCCCUCUGAACCCAUGAUUCACUUGACCAAAAGAAAAAAGAAAUGCGCAACUCGUUUAUCUAUCUAUCUGCCUCUAACUCAUAUGAUAUUCAUUUGAUGGUUUAAUGGACCACAGUGUAUACAAAAUUAACUGAACAUAGCUUCAAUAUAUGUAUUAUAGGAAACAAUUCUUGAAAAUAUUGUCAAAUGCUUUUUAAUUAUUUUCUUUUUUUUUUUUAAACGGGUAUAAUGUAAAAUAUCAAAUUUAUGAAAAUGUAUAAUCUUUGCAAAAAAUCCGUAUAAUUAAACCAAUAAUUAAUUAUUGUUGUUAAAACUUGUUUUGUUGUUGCCAUAUUAUGUUAAUUAUUUAAGAAGAAAAUUGUUUUAGUUAAGAAAAUAUAAAUUUAGCUUUAAAGAAAAAAAUAGAAGACGUGAGAAAUUAUUAUAAAAAAAAAAUUGAAAGAAAUGAGGUGCCAAUUUUUCUAGUUUUCGUCUCUUUGUACAGUACAAAAUUUAGCGUACCGCAUAUUAUGCCAAUGAUUUUACCAAAGAAAAUAAAGUCGUAAUUGAUUAAAGUUUUUAGUUGUUUUAUUGAAGGAAUAAAGUCACGAUUGAUAAGCUCA
Ceutorhynchus assimilis (cabbage seed weevil) is the source of this 3181-nucleotide messenger RNA. NCBI's taxonomy places the organism in Eukaryota, Metazoa, Arthropoda, Insecta, Coleoptera, Curculionidae. The record is from the annotation of a GenBank genome assembly.